UCUCUCCAGACUCAAUGCUUAGUUCAGAAAUCUCGGAACAACCUAUACAGAACAAACAGCCUGGUCUGUUUGUCAACAUCAAGGGUAAGUCGCUCCUGACAUUCAAUAAAGCACUGCUAGCUCCGUGUAUUGGUACAAUACUUUAGCACCCUGUGGGAACCUGCGUCUUGUUCGCUCUUCAAUAUUUCAACGUAUUUGGGUUUAUGCUUUGCUUCUGCAAUCCUGUCAUGCAUCUAACAAGUCAUGGUCCCUCGAUUACAGUCGCCAGUGCACCCCAACGAGCCACCUGGAUGAAUGGACGUUAGCAAACCUACUCUGGCUGUCACAACGAAUAUCCUCAAUAUAAGACUCAAAGAAUCUAAUGCGACUCCAGCCGAAGGAGGAUUCCAUACGGACCCUCCCUAAUACUUUUGCGACAGUAUCUCACCCCAAGCUGCCUUCAUAUUGCGAGACUCCUUGCAGCAAUGGCAUCUACGCAACAAACAGGUUCCGCGCUCCCCUUCAAUGUGGACUCUCCAACCAUGUCCUCUGUGGGCACAUCAUUCGGCGGGACCUUAGCAGACACGAAUGUCAGGUCCUCUCCUGCGCCGCCUAGCAACGCAUCCGCACAGGCCGAUGGUACGAGGUCGAAACGCACAAAACGAGACAGUCGCAAGAAGCGCGAUGCCAAAGGCUUGGAUCAAGAAACACAACCCGCCAAAAAGAGGGCCGUUGCUGUUCCGAGCACUGCGCUUCCGAGCUCGGAAUUAAGUAUAUUACGACCUUUGUUACUUGCCGAACCCCGUGCCUCGGACUUGUUACCUCCGCAGCCCCGACAAAUGAAUUUUGUCAACAGGAAAAGAUCAGAAAUAAUCGGUCAGAGCUGGGAUUUUUAUGAGGUUGUCGACAAGCUUACGAACAAGAAUGGCUUCCAUUAUAGCUAUGCAAUAGCCGACCCGGGCUUUCCACACAUCAAAUAUCGACAAACUGAUGUCUCACCUUAUCAUGCUCGGUUCAGUUUUGAAGACUCGCCGGCUGCGAUUCUCUUCAGCGAAGAUGCUCGUGCGGUAACGACCAACGAGCCAUGGCAUACCGCGCGAGCUAACGUGUGCGCGCGAGAAGGGUCAUAUUAUUACGAGGCGCGCAUAGUAAGUGGUGUUUUGAAUGAGCCCCAAUCCAUCACAUCAGGAAAUCCUGGCGUAACGGCACGAGGCCAUGUCCGGCUCGGAUUCGCCCGAAGGGAGGCUGAUCUCGAUGUCAAUAUUGGAAUUGACUGCUAUGGCUACGGUAUUCGUGAUGUAAAUGGCGAGGUGGUGAAUCGCAUGCGCUGUGAAUAUUUUUUCCCCAAGGGGGAAUCUAUUCGAGAAGGGGAUGUCAUUGGGCUUCUGAUCACAUUGCCCCCUCUGGCACUUCACAAAAGAAUCGUUGAAGGCACAUAUGAACCCAAUGCCGACGGCGAUGCUUCGAGGACGAGUUUCAAUCCGUCCUUCAUCACAAACAUCAUACGUGACCGCAUCCCGUUCCACUACAAGUCCGAUUUUUGCUGGCAGCAAUCGAACGUAUUCUCCACGAAACAGUUGCGAGAUUAUGCGUUCAACCUCAAAGAAACGCCAACGUUCGGUCCGCCUUCGCCACUCAAUGGUGAAGAUGCAUCUUUACGUACCCUUCCUGGUUCCAGUAUCACAAUAUUCAAGAACGGAGUCAAGAUGGGCACGCCCUUCAAAGAGCUGUAUGCCUUUCUCCCACCAGCGAGCAGAUUGGCCAAUGGCACCAAUAAUUUGGGAAUUGGUGAACGAGAGAACGCAGACGAUGGAAUGAUUGGUUACUACCCUGCUGUCAGUUGUUAUGGUGGAGGGGCUGUUGAAUGCCGCUUCGAAGGUCCAUGGUGGUUUGGCCCGCCAGCUGAAACUGAAAAUGACGAACCAGUGUACGGAAUAGGAGAGCGCUUCAACGAACAAAUAGUCGAAGAUGUUGUUGCUGAUAUUGUUGAUGAAGUGGAAGCAAUGUGCGCCUGGGGCGGUGUGGACGGCAAUGUCGUCAGAACCGCUGAACUAGAUGGCUCCAGUACUGGAACUGUUAUUGGGGGCUCGGAUGUGCUAAAGGGGGGCGUAGAGGCCGCGUACGAAUCUGCUAUACCCCCCAGUUCUGGAGUUCAUGAUGCGAAUCUGGCGAACGCCGUUACCCCGGAGCCCGCCAGUGUCGGUGAAAAUGACCCCGGCCAUAUCGCUUUUGAAGAUGCGAUGAGCCUUGAUACUGCGGGUACCCCAAAUCCAGAGAUGCAAUUGACUACAGCGCCAGAAACCGCGGCGGGCGAUGGAGAUAUGGAAAUGUCGUGAACAAUGCUAUGUCAUAUUUGAACCCUGACCAUACCCAUUGUGAUCAUUGCACUUAAAGCAAGUCCCUAAGCCCUUGAUUUGCAUGUCGCAUGAGACUACUCGGCACUGGAUGCAAGUGCCUAGAUCUUCUUACGACCAUGACUGGAAUCAUCAUUGUGCCCCCAUGAAGACUUUGCAUACUGUACUACGUCGGGUCCACGAGUCACGAGUGGCUUCUCCUUUGAUGCAACCAUCAAGUCUGAGAUGACAUCACAAAGGUUCUUUUCGUGGGAAACUGAUGUCUAUCACAUCUUAAAUUGAUCUCUAGAAGCGCUUACCGGAGAGUAAUUCGGCCACUUUCAAGACUAGUGCGUCAUCGCCAUACUGGCCUAUUAUCUGAACGCCG
This is a messenger RNA of Aspergillus homomorphus CBS 101889, 2700 nucleotides long. RefSeq names its product SPRY domain-containing protein. Bases 465 to 2315 code for a protein of 616 amino acids. The record is from RefSeq and is a predicted model, not a curated record. NCBI's taxonomy places the organism in Eukaryota, Fungi, Ascomycota, Eurotiomycetes, Eurotiales, Aspergillaceae. Gene Ontology annotation, cellular component: Set1C/COMPASS complex. Gene Ontology annotation, molecular function: transcription cis-regulatory region binding; protein binding. The transcript has a single exon.